This is a messenger RNA of Saprolegnia diclina VS20, 1389 nucleotides long. RefSeq lists its product as hypothetical. The record is from RefSeq and is a predicted model, not a curated record. NCBI's taxonomy places the organism in Eukaryota, Oomycota, Saprolegniomycetes, Saprolegniales, Saprolegniaceae. The coding region runs from base 171 to 1292 and encodes 373 amino acids. The transcript is spliced from 2 exons.
AAAGUCGACGCCACCAAAAAUGACGCAAAUGACCGACGCAGACGCCGACCGCCGCCGCGACCCAGAUCCCUACAUGAAAUGAAUGGCCAAGAGCGACGCGAUCUGAUAUCCGGAUAGCAGACCGCGCCACCGCAUGCACCAGACAUUUGGCCAUUUGGAGCAGAUUCCUAAUGCGGUACUUGCUCUACAACUUGAUUCUCGACAAAGCCCGGCGCGACAGAGCCCAUAAAGCACAACUCCGCGCCUCGGAAGCAUGCGAGGCAGCGCUCCGCGACGAGCUGCGCGCCGAGAUCGAGCAGAUUCAGCGCGUGCGCCGCGCGUUCCUGCCGCGCGUCGAGGAGCACCGGCCUUGGUACAAGCUCCACCGUGGACGCAACGCUGCCGCCUUUCUCAGUUUCGUGUCGUUGCCGCCAGAAGCGUUUCGCGAGCUCUUGACGGUGUUUGCGCGGCACUAUGACAUCAAGUCGGGGGCUGGGUUGCCCGGGCGGCCGACCAGCGUGCCCAAGCACGCCGCGCUCGGCCUCGUGCUCGCCAUGUACACGAAUGCGCACAACAUGCCGCGUCUCUGCGAGCUCUUUGGUGUGACCAUGUCGACGCUCAGCCGCAUCUUUCCCAAAGCCGAGGCGGCGCUCGCAUUGGCGCUUGCCGACGUCCCGAACGCGGCCGUGGCGUGGCCGACCCAGGCGACGCUGCAGCGAUUCGCAGCCGCGACGGAGGCACGGUCGCCCGAGGUCUCGGGUGUCGUUGGAUUCGUUGAUGUAUGCACGCUCGCCGUGCAGGCCCCGACGGUCACCGACCGCCGCCGCUUUGAAGACACAGACGAGGCAAAGUGGCUCGACUGUGAUGCAGUCUGGGGCAUGCUGAUCGUCGGCGUCGAUGGGACCCUUUUAUGGUACAAGCACAAUUUGCCCAACUUUAUCGACAUUGCUCUCGACGUCUACGAAGAACUCGAGCACACAGCCGCGGACAAGUUGCGACCCGACCACAUCCUUGUCGCGCCGGCGACGUUUCCAGUGACAAGCGAGAGCGACGGCCGCAUUGAGACGCCGCUUGCUGCUGCCGAUGACGACGACAUUAGUAUAAGCGAAAAGCAAGGUAUCGCGUCGCUGCUCGGCGCCGCCGAGUGGGGCACGGCCCAUAUAAAGCGCGUUUACCGAAAGUUCGGGCACCCGCUGCCAUUUGACCGCGAGCUGCGUCGUCGGCGCAUCAGUAACAUCCUCCGCCUCUACAACUUUCGUCUCCGGAGCAUGGGCACGAGUCCGCUCCAUGCGGCCUUGACCGGAGGCGUCUAAAUUUCGAUACAAUGGCGUGCUGUUGUGCCAUUGUCAGAGCACACGUCCUGACCUCUGCGCCUGAUAAAAACAACAUGCAGUGUGCCUGCAACGUGUA